AUGGCAACACCGGGGCAAGACGUCAUCCACGCCUACCGUCGCCUGUACCGGUCCGUCCUCCGGGCCGUGCAGCACGCGCGGCCGGCGCGCUUCGUGGUGCGAGACCAGCUGCGCUCGGCGUUCCGCGAGCCGGGCGCGCAGCUCGACGGCCAGGCCGUCAAGCGGACGGUGUGGUUCCUCGAGGCGGCGGCCAAGGAGAGGGGGCUGGAGCACAAGGUUCUGAAGAAUCUGGUGGAUGUCAGGCUCAGGAGGCAGGCUUCCAUGCCCGGGUGGAAGAGGAUCGUCGCACAGCAGAAGCAGAGGAAUCCCUGGGGCGAUUAUGAGAAGUCGGCGUUUGAGCAGUACGACAUGACUGUUGCCAUGCUGAAUAAGACCAUGGGGUUGUGUCUACGACAUGACCGUGCUCCGCCCAGGACUCUACCCAUCGAGAGGCUGGUCGAGAUCCAUACCCAACUCCUCGAGAAUGAGCUGGUUGAGCGUCGUACCGUCACGUAG
Geosmithia morbida is the source of this 495-nucleotide messenger RNA. RefSeq names its product Pfam:DUF1763. The coding region runs from base 1 to 495 and encodes 164 amino acids. The transcript has 3 exons. The record is from RefSeq and is a predicted model, not a curated record. Lineage: Eukaryota; Fungi; Ascomycota; Sordariomycetes; Hypocreales; Bionectriaceae.